CGUAGGCCAGCAGCUGCAGCUCCAAUUCGACCCCUAGCCUGGGAACCUCCAUAUGCCAAGGGUGUGGCCCUAAAAGGACAAAAAAAAAAAGGUCCUUCCAUCCUUCACCCUCCACUCAUCACCCUCAUGCAGGAAGAUAAUCCCCUGACCUUUGGUGUCACAUAGCUGUUCAUGUGACCUUGAGGUUGUCCGUAUGUCACAAUGAACAGUUACUCAUCUACUCAGCUCUUCCUAAGCAUUGGCAUGUGCCAGGUUCCGGGCUCCGCCCCUGGUCUACAGGGUGAAUGAGACCUGCCCUUCUCCCCACCCCCCGCCCAACCCUCACCGCCAGGGUGUACAAAUUCACAGAAGAGCCGGCCGCGUAAAUGGAGGCUUGUAAGACAAGUGGUAAGUGCAGGGCUUGAUCACCCACAGAGCGUAAUGAGAGCAGAGAAAAGUGAAAAUGAAGCCAGUCUGGGCUUGGCAAGGCAGGGUGGGGUGAGGUGGGAGAUGACAGCUGCGUCCACGUCUGUGAAUUGGGUCCAGAGACUUGACUUUCCUUCCAGGCAGGGGGCGAUAGGAAGCUGGCCCUGCUGGUCAGGGCUGCUCCCGCAUGGUCUCCCUCCUCAUUUGGGGCCUUCCCCACCAGCAGCCCUAUGCUCCCUCCACCUCUGCUUGUCCCACCAAACCCACCUCACCUGCCAUCCUUUCUCCCGCUCCCCGAAUCCAGCCUUGGGAGUUGCAACCUUGGGAGAGAUGAGGCUCUGAACAAGGACAACGUCCAAAAAUGCUAGAGUGCUGCUUCUCCCCUUUUCCAGAGCCAGCUCACAGGGACAAGGUGGCCCCUGGGCCAAAACUGAAUGGUGGGGAGUUCUUGUGGUGGUGCAGCAGAAACAAAUCUGACUAGGAACCAUGAGGUUGGAAGUUCGAUCCCUGGCCUUGCUCAGUGGGUUAAGGGUCUGGCAUUGCCGUGAGCUGUGGUGUAGGUCACAGAUACGGGUCAGAUCUGGCGUUGCUGUGCCUGUGGUGUAGGCCAGCAGCUGUCGCUCCAAUUUGACCCCUAACCUGAGAACUUCCAUAUGCCACGGGUGUGGCCCUGAGAAAAAAAAACCCGAAUGGUGGAAAUGAGUGAACCAGCCACCCUGGCUCCCAUCCAAAGCCACCAGGUGUUACCUCCUCCUCCUGCCUUAGCUGGCCUGGCAGUUCUCAAGGCCACUGAGCAUCGACACAGUGAAGGUCCCGUGCAGGUCCAGGUCCCUGAAGACUAUCUGCAGAGCACAGAGGGGUCCGCACAGGCAGUUCCCUUGGAUGGACCUGUGCUGAUUCUGAUCUGCCCACCCUCUCCAACCCCUGCUGCUCCCCACUCAGCAUCUUUCCGUCCUUUCCGUUGUACGUGCUGCCCCACAUUGCAGGGGGCCAACACAUAGGCCAACUGUGGUGUGGGUGGCACACAGGUUAAGGCUGGUGACCCCCAGGCAAUCUUUCCAGACCGGCCUCAGGUCCUGUUCAGGACACUUGCCAGCUCCCUGGAAAAGGGGUACAAAAGUGUGCCCGACUACAGCUGCAUGGCUUUCCUUUGGCAUCAAAGGAGGCAGAGUAGAAAGAGCUGUAGGUGCAGAGAUGGGUUGGCACAGUGGGAAUUACAAGAGACACCAAGGAAAUUUGUCCCUCCUCCUCCAGGUCGCUGUGCAGAACAGUGUCCCUCUCCUCCGGGUUUCCAUCUGUGGGAGCCCAGCUCCUCUUUGGGAUUCCAGCCUAGAGGCCCAGAGCUGCUCCCUCCACCGAGCAGACCAGAGCAAGCAGAGGGCUCCCCUGGACCCUACACCAGGGGUCGAAGAACACAAUCCAGCACUAUGCUCCUCAGUGGAGACAGGAAUCCAAGCAAAGGUGAUGUGGCCGCAGAGCCUCUUAUGUGCUCGCUGCCAGAAUUAUACGCCUUUGUUCAGAAUUUUAGCAAGGAGAACACGAAACUGAAUCGCCUGAACGCUCACUCUAUUUCACCCAGCGAAGCGCAGAAAAUAUUCAGCCAAAACCUGAAUGCAUUGGGAGAAGCCGAUGUGAGAGAAGAUGAUUCGCAGCCUCUUCUCACGUGCAAGGUGGUGAGAAAGGACGAGAGGCCAGAAUCUAUGACCGAACUCCUUCACCGCAGCUUACUGAGCAGCCCCCUCUAUCCACUGGAGAGACUCAGCAGGUCCCAGCGGAGAAUCUCUCAGCAUGGGAUCCCCCCUCCCAGUUACACGUUUCCUUAUGAGAUUCUCAUCAGUUCCUCCACAGGGAGCCCAGCAGCCGAUGCCAAGAAGGAAGUUCAAGGCAUCAGAAUCUUAUGCAGGUUGGGCAUUCCUGCAGUCUCACCGGAAAAGUUCAUCUUUGAAGAUAGGAUUUCUAAAUACAUAUUAGUUGAUCCAGAAAAACAAUUCCUGGAUCUAAGAGAUCUGGAAUGGAAAUAUUACAAGGGGAUUGUGAAGUGGAAGCACAUCUUUCCAGAAUCAUUUAUAAACAUAGAAUACGACAGUGAGAAGAGAUUUGUAGUGAGCCAGCAGAUGCCUCGUGUUAUUUCUCCCCCUCUGGUUGAUAAGUCUUUGGUCAUUUAUUCUCAGGUUAAUUAUCCAAAAUAGUAACUUCUUAAAUGGAACAUGACAUUUAUUAAAACAUCUUGGUUAUAGAUCUUCA
Molecule: messenger RNA, 2649 nt
Organism: Sus scrofa (pig)
Lineage: Eukaryota; Metazoa; Chordata; Mammalia; Artiodactyla; Suidae
Source: RefSeq, a predicted model, not a curated record